AUGGUUAUUUUUCUUGCUUAUUGGAGAAAUGAAACCACACAAACAGGAAAACACGCAAACAGAAGGAAGUGCGUCCAAAUGAUAAUAAAAAGAUGGUUUAGCCGUGUACAUGAGAGAAUAUGUGUAUUUCGCUUGUGUAGCUUUUUGUUUCCUUUUUUUUUUCUUUACUAUUUUUAUACAUGCAAAUGCAAUUCUAUUGCUACGUAUGUAAUGCAUAUAUAUAUAUAUAUAUAUAUAUAUAUAUAUAUAUAUAUAUAUCUGCCUUUCCCUCUGUUUUUUUAUUUAUUUUGCAUCUCUAUUGAGCUAGUCAAAAAGAGGUCCCAAAUGGUGAAGGCGAACUAUAUUCGCGCGGGGCGCUUGGUGCGCAUCAUCCGCGGCCCCCGUCAGGACCGCGUCGGCGUUGUUGUUGACAUCAUCGACGGCAACCGUGUGCUUGUGGAGAACCCCGCAGACAAAAAGAUGUGGCGCCACGUGCAGAACCUGAAGAACGUUGAGCCGCUGAAGUUCAGCGUGGAAUUGAGCCGCAACUGCAGCACACGGACACUGAAGAAUGUACUCGCGGAAAAGAAAAUUCUUGAGAAGUACGCCGCCACGAAGUCCGCUAGACGCAUUGCAGCAAAGAGGGCAUUUGCAAGGUCGACAGACUUUGAGCGCUAUCAACUGCGUGUCGCCAAGCGCUCUCGUGCCUUCUGGACGCGCAAGGUUUUUGACGAGAAUGACAAGAAGAAACCCGUCUCUUGGCACAAGGUUGCUCUCAAGAAGCUGCAGAAGAACGCCAAGAAGGUUGACAGCAAGCCAGCAGCCAAGAAGCGCAUUGAGAAGGCCCGCGCUGCUCGCAAGGCCAAAGCCGCCGCCGGUAAAAAGUAA
Molecule: messenger RNA, 867 nt
Organism: Trypanosoma cruzi
Lineage: Eukaryota; Euglenozoa; Kinetoplastea; Trypanosomatida; Trypanosomatidae
Product: 40S ribosomal protein L14, putative
Exons: 1
Coding region: 1-867 (288 amino acids)
Biological process (GO): ribosomal large subunit biogenesis; translation
Cellular component (GO): ribosome; cytosolic large ribosomal subunit
Molecular function (GO): structural constituent of ribosome; RNA binding
Source: RefSeq, a predicted model, not a curated record